AUGCUCAUCAUCGGCCUCACCGGCUCCAUAGCCACUGGCAAAUCCACCGUCUCCUCCAUCCUCUCCUCCCCACCCUACUCCCUCCCCAUAAUCGACGCCGACAUUCUCGCCCGCAAAGUCGUCGAACCCGGCACAGCCGGCUACAAAGCAAUCGUCAACUAUUUCGGCCCCAGCACACCAGAUCUCCUCCUCGAAGACACACCCAACCCCUCCCCAAAUGGCAAACCCUUGAACCGACCCGCGCUCGGCCGGCGCGUCUUCGGCGACACGGAGGAACGCAAACGCGAUCGCCAAGUGCUGAAUGGGAUUAUCCAUCCCGCCGUGCGCUGGGAAGUCUACAAAUCCUUGAUCUACCACUACCUUCGUGGGCAAUGGGCGAUCGUCCUCGACGUGCCCCUACUCUUCGAAAGCGGCAUGGAUCUCAUCUGCGGCACGGUGAUAGUCGUCGGUGUCCACGAUCCAGCUGUGCAGAUGGCCCGUCUCCGCGCGCGAGACGCCCAUCUCACCGCCGAAGACGCAGAGAACCGCGUCCGCAGCCAGGGCGAUGUCCGGACCAAGGCUGCGCAGGCUGAGUUCCGAGGGACGGUGACUGCGCGCGGCGUCGUGGUGUGGAAUGAUGCGGAUAAGGUGCAAUUGGAGGCUGCCGUGAAGGGGGCGAUGGCGAGUAUUGCGGCGUCGAGUCCGAGGUGGUGGGCGUGGGCGUUGUUGAUUGCGCCGCCGGCGGGGAUGGGGGUUGCGGCGUGGAAUUUGGUGGUUAAUUUUGCGACGCAGAAGGGGUGGGAGAAGAGGAAGAGAGAGGAGAAGGCGAGGUUGUGA
This is a messenger RNA of Penicillium daleae, 816 nucleotides long. RefSeq names its product putative dephospho-CoA kinase. Gene Ontology annotation, biological process: coenzyme A biosynthetic process. The transcript has a single exon. Gene Ontology annotation, molecular function: ATP binding; dephospho-CoA kinase activity. NCBI's taxonomy places the organism in Eukaryota, Fungi, Ascomycota, Eurotiomycetes, Eurotiales, Aspergillaceae. Bases 1 to 816 code for a protein of 271 amino acids. The record is from RefSeq and is a predicted model, not a curated record.